Messenger RNA from Rubroshorea leprosula, 868 nucleotides. Lineage: Eukaryota; Viridiplantae; Streptophyta; Magnoliopsida; Malvales; Dipterocarpaceae. The record is from the annotation of a GenBank genome assembly.
AGCUGAACUGUUCACAUUGUACAUUCUCACUCUAAAUUUUCCGACAAAUUUCUUCUACACAUCCAAAUAAAUCGUAACAAGAAUUAUGUCUGUCAUUCAUCCCUCCAAAUUUAUCCUCGGUAGUUUCCUUUCUUCUAUACCAAUCUCGGCUCCUCCCAAAUUCAUCUGCUUUUCCACUCCACACGCUCCGCUGCUCCAGAAAUCCUAUCCAUGUUCAUGUUCCCACCAUGUCUCAAGCUUCCCAAGAAGAACCCAUGUCGUAGUUUCUUCAAAAUCACCUGAAGCGGAGGAGCUUCCGACCCAAGAAGAUGAAUGGCUCGAUAAGCUUCCGGAUAAGAACAAGCCCUUGUACUCUCACAGCUUACCUUGCAUUGAAGCGUGGCUCAGUAGCUUGGGAUUUCAGCAGAGCAGAGAGGACCGUGCUGUUUGGUUGGUGGAAAGGUCCGAUUGGCAUGCCCAAUUAUCUCUCGAUAUUACAGAUCUUUAUAUCAGGUACUUGAAGAGUGGACCUGGGAAUUUAGAAAGGGAUGUGGAGAGGAGAUUCAGUUAUGCAUUGAGCAGACAGGAUAUUGAAAAUGCAAUUCUUGGAGGACCAUAAAGACUACUUAAGAGCUUCUGCUUAUGCAUAACUUCAAAAAGAAAGAAAGAAAUCUCAAAUGGAAUUACAUAGGGUUGUUUCUGUAAUCAAAUGCCAGUCCUUCCUCCUCUUCUUGAACUUUGAGAGUUGUAACUUCUGCUACUUCCAUAUUUAUAAGAAUCUUAACCUGGGAUUCUUUUGCUUUAUGUCUAUGUUACCCUGUUUUGUCCUGUCAAAAACAAGACUGGAAAGUUUAUGCUGCAAUUUGAUUUGGCCUAAGUGCUUAUCUUU